AUGGGGAGGGGAAAAGUGGAGUUGAAGAGGAUCGAGAACAAGAUCAAUAGGCAAGUGACGUUCUCAAAGAGAAGGUCUGGUUUACUGAAGAAAGCCCGGGAGAUCUCUGUGCUUUGCGAUGCUGAUGUGGCUCUCAUAGUCUUCUCCACUAAAGGCAAGCUUUUCGACUACUCCACCCAACCUUCUUUGGAGAGAACUCUAGAACGGUAUGAGAGGAAUUCUUAUGCGGAGAGGCAAGUCGGUGAAGGAGAUCAAGCAUCAAAUAAAAACUGGGUUAUAGAACACGAAAAACUCGAGGCUAGGUUGGAGGUGCUACAGCGAUAUCAAAGGAAUUUUAUGGGAGAAGAGCUUGAUAGCUUAAAUCUCAGAGGUCUCCAGAGUUUGGAACAACAACUUGAUUCCGCUCUCAAGCACAUUAGAUCACGAAAGAACCAAACCAUGCAUGAAUCUAUUUCAGAGCUUCAGAAAAAGGAUAGGGAACUCCGGGAACAUAACAACUUGCUCGCCAAGAAGAUAAAGGAAAAGAAGGCACUGGCCUCUCAAGAGCAAGAGGGGUUGACUUCUGUCGUUAUAACUCAACCAUUGGAGUCCCUAAAUAUUGGGUUAGUAUCUUCGCGUUCAUAA
Molecule: messenger RNA, 624 nt
Organism: Sphenostylis stenocarpa
Lineage: Eukaryota; Viridiplantae; Streptophyta; Magnoliopsida; Fabales; Fabaceae
Source: the annotation of a GenBank genome assembly